Messenger RNA from Coccomyxa subellipsoidea C-169, 1314 nucleotides. RefSeq names its product terpenoid cyclases/Protein prenyltransferase. The transcript is spliced from 6 exons. NCBI's taxonomy places the organism in Eukaryota, Viridiplantae, Chlorophyta, Trebouxiophyceae, Coccomyxaceae. Gene Ontology annotation, biological process: protein farnesylation. The record is from RefSeq and is a predicted model, not a curated record. Gene Ontology annotation, cellular component: protein farnesyltransferase complex. Gene Ontology annotation, molecular function: protein farnesyltransferase activity. Bases 1 to 1314 code for a protein of 437 amino acids.
AUGAUUGAAGAUGGCCAGAGAACAGAAACAAGCGAGGCACAGCACGCCUUGGAACAGCGCCUCAUCAGCUUGCUGAAAGAUUAUCAAGGCAGCACAGCUGAUGAUGUCGAGUCGAGUCUCGAGCUGACGCGAGCGCGGCACAUCGAGUAUUUGCAUGAAGGCCUUAGGGAGCGACAACAUCACAUAGCGCUGGGCUGUAGUAGACCCUGGCUAUGUUACUGGAUCACUCACUCUUUGGCGCUCCUACGGGCACCAUUUCCUCCCAGUGUAGAGCCUAUCGAUGUGGUGAACUUCCUGCGCGCAUGCCAGUCUCCCACCGGAGGCUUUGGCGGUGGUCCAAUGCAGCUGCCCCACCUCGCACCCACCUAUGCAGCGACCUCUACGCUCGUCACCCUCGGGGGUCAGGAUGCGCUGAGCUCUGUGGACAGAGCGGCCCUGUUGGGGUUUGUCAAGAGGAUGUGCAAAGUCAGAUAUGCACUGAAUAUGCAUGCAGGUGGUGAGGUGGACUGCAGAGGCUGCUACACAGCGGUGGCAACGCUGCACAUGCUCAACAUGGACAAGGCCGCCGUCUUGCAGCUGUCCGGCAUGGCAGAGUUCAUCGGUCGCGGGGGUGUGCAUGCACAGACUUAUGAGGGAGGAUUGGGAGGGGAGCCUGGGAAUGAGGCACAUGGGGGCUACACCUACUGCGGCCUGGCAGCUCUGGUCCUGGCAGACCGCGUUGAUGUCCUCAAUCUGCCCUCACUACUGCACUGGGCGGUCCACCGACAGGGAUUGGUGGAGGGGGGCUUCAUGGGCCGCACAAACAAGCUGGUGGACGGCUGCUACUCCUUCUGGCAAGGGGCACUGUUCCCUCUCCUGCAGCAGUGCAUUUGCGUGAUGUGGGCACUUCUAGCUGAGGGAUCUGCUGUGCCACAGGUGAGUGCAGCAGUACUGUGCACAGAAGAGGAAAACGCCGUUGCAGAGCCGCCCACAUGCAGCAGCAGUGGCACCACUGAAGGUUCCAGAGCGACAAAUGUCCCUGACAGGCCAUUGUUCAACACGGCGGCCCUACGACUCUGGCUGCUGCAGUGCUGCCAGAACAGACGCGGCGGGGGUUUGCGAGACAAACCUGGAACAGCUGUAGAUUACUAUCACACCUGCUACUGUCUCAGCGGGCUGGCCGCCUGUCAGGAGUACUCUGGUGGCCGCCACACUGAUGACUUUCCGCUUGUGGAUCCGUCAAUCAAUGUCCUGACGUCCAAGCUGGACGCGGCGAUCGCGUACUAUGGUUCCAGUGCUGUGUGUGAACUUGAGUCAGGAAUGGAUCAGGAAUGA